Messenger RNA from Vicia faba (fava bean), 363 nucleotides. Lineage: Eukaryota; Viridiplantae; Streptophyta; Magnoliopsida; Fabales; Fabaceae. The record is from the annotation of a GenBank genome assembly.
AUGUCUCCCUACGACGGCGUGGUGAUCGGAAAAUUGAGACUGAAGGGAAAACCACUGGCCGUCAAAAAAGACGGGAUCAAAAAGAAGAAGAAACACCGUUACUCGUCAGAGUUUAAUUCAGAACGUAACAUGAACGAGGGUGAGACUGAGAAGUAUGAAGGAGAAGGAAACAGCGCAGGUUGUGAUUGUGAUGAUCGGUUAACUCCGGCUGAGAGACGCUUUCUGCAACAGGCGGAGAAACUUGAGCUUCAAAGGGUGGAAAAGAUGGCGAAGAGAUCUCAUAGGGAUAGAAUUGAGAGGUUCAAUCAGUAUCUAGCUAAUCUUAGUGAUCAUUAUGAUAUUCCAAAAGUGGGGCCUGGCUAA